Centropristis striata (black sea bass) is the source of this 2414-nucleotide messenger RNA. Its product is annotated as bMERB domain-containing protein 1-like. Bases 217 to 789 code for a protein of 190 amino acids. Lineage: Eukaryota; Metazoa; Chordata; Actinopteri; Perciformes; Serranidae. The transcript is spliced from 6 exons. The record is from RefSeq and is a predicted model, not a curated record.
CUGCACGACACCUGCCACAGCUUGUAGAGACUGCUGGAGCAUCCCGCUCGCUCCGCCUCUACAGGUUGGUGUCUGACUGGCGAUGACUCAAUGAAAUACAACAACAAACUGAGACUGCAGCACAACCCCCUGUAGUUUUUUUUCCUCUUGCUGUUUCCCAGCCACUGCAACUGGACACGUAGAGAGAGCAGAGGAGAGGAGCAGCUGCUGGACCCGAUGGAAAAGAAGCAGGCACCUUCUCAUCAGUACGGUUCACUGGAGCGCACUGAAUGGAGCAGAGACACCAGCAAACAAGAGGACGACGUGGUGUCCAUGGCGGACUCCACCAUCACCGUGGACGACAUCGAGGGGGAGCUUUCUAAGAUUGAGAGGAUCAGAGACGUGCUGGUCCGGAGGGAGUCAGAGCUCAGAUACAUGAUGGAUGACAUUCAGCUGUGCAAGGAGAUCACUCGUCUGAAGAAGGAGCUGCAGAAAUUAGUUUCCAUACCAGACAAUGACAAGUCCAACGAGGACCGGCAGAAGGAAGAAGAACUCCUGCAACAGAUCCACAAGCUGGUCGAGACCAGAGACUUCCUGGUGGACGACGUGGAGUUUGAACGACUCAGGGAGAGAGAAGAAGAUAAAGAAAUGGCAGAUUUUCUGAAGUCCAAAUUCCCAAGAAAUAUGAAGAAGAAAGGUGUACCAACCAGACGGGUGCCAUCCAGAGCUCAGCAGACUUCUUCUCCCUUUGCCAAGACAGGCCUCACCCUGCUGAAGGAGUGCUGCGGCUUCACAUGCUCCAUCAUGUAGACUGGAGGGGCCCCCCUACAGGGCUUACACAGGGGCCACAAACAAACAAAAUUGGCCACUCCACAAGAGUCAGUAUUUCCAGUUUCAGCUUUUCAGUCCGAGAAAGACUUUGAAGCAUGGAUGGAGCAGUACAGGCACAAGUUGUGAAUAUCCCAGAGGGGGAGCAAAGGAUGUUGCAAGGAUCAUGUGGUGUGUUUUGCCAAGACCCAAGUUUGUCUUGUGUAAGAUCUGUUUGUCUCUUUAAUUGGAUUUCAUAUCUGGUUUUGUUUUCAUCUACUCUCUUAUCCCAUUUUUACUCUUGUUAAUCAUCACUGCUCAGCCAACUUCUUCCAAAAACAAGUAUUUAUUUCUCUUUUCCGAGCACAGAGCACAGGGUUUGAAAGACAGAAACAGCAAAGCACAAGCGGGCAUGUACUGUGUACACACUAAUUGGAUUCAACUAGCAUGACACGCCUACAAGUUUUAUAUUUAAAGACUUCCCAGAGCUAUGAUAACUGUCAUCUCCUCAUUAAAAAGUAGCUUUUUUUUCCACAGGAGUCAGCAGGCCAGACUUGACACACUGCUGGUACUUUAUAAUCGGCAUUAAGGAAAUAACACUAAUGAAAGUGACAUUAAUCAGGAGCUCUCUUAGGAUGAAGUUUCCUGUGAUUUGACACCAGAUCUAAAUGGGCAUGAACUUUUGAAAAGUGGUGCUUUGUGAAGAAAGAACGGAUGUCUCAUUACGCUCCAUUUUCCUUUAAUGCUAGUUUACUAAUGACUCAUUUGUUGCAAAGAAACACUGAAGAACAUCCCCAGCACAGAAGUUUUUAGUUGUUUUGCUAAAACUCACUUCUCAUAGUGCUUAUAUUAUUUACAAGACUGAUUAGUAAUUUUACUUCAGUAUCUUAUUACAAAUUUCUCAUGAUUAUGAACAGAGUGCCAAUAAGUCCUUAAAUCAGUACGUCCACACAAGUAAUUGGUUUCUUCCCACUAAUAUGACCAACAGGAGCUUUUCAUAAAUUAGCGCCCCUAAAGAUCAACAUGUCCUCAUACAUAAACAUAAUGGUGGCAGCUUUAAAUGUGUGAUUAAUGUUGUGAAACGAUCAAAGUCAUAAUCCUGUGUUUGUUUGACACAACUCCUCCAUACACAGACUGUGUUGCUCUUUAUACACGGUUGCCCUUAAAGUUAGAACUAAUUUCCAUGAAAUGAUGGUAAAAUGGUAAAUGGAGUACACUUAUAUAUCGCUUUUAUCCAAAACGAUUUACACAACACACUAUGCUCAUUCACCUAUUCACACACCCAUUCACACUGGUGGCCGAAGCAAUGCUAUAACGUUGCCACCUGCCACCAUUGGAAAGUCAUUCACACACCGAUGAACGCUCAGGGGCAAUUUGGGGUUCAGUAUCUUGCCCAUUCUUCGACAUGUAGGCUGCCAUGGGCAAUCAAAAUCAAAAUCAAAAUUACCUUAUUUAUCUCCGAGUUAGUCUGGUAGAAUCUCUGGAAGAAUGAGACCGCCUGAUGGCUGUAGUAUCUCUCCGUCCUGCAAUGGAGAGAAAGGAGCCGUCCACUGCUGUUUUUUGGUCCAAAAAGGUGUUGUGUAGCGGAUGUUUCGGGUUUUUCAAGAUGGCCUCGAACAUCUUGACAG